UUAAGCAUAAUAUUCUUUAAUCUCCCUUGGAAUCACCAUACACCAUCAUAUUAAAGAAAUCUAUUCAACUUCAUGUGUAGAGUGAACCUACAUACAAAUUUUAAACAAGUAUUAGUACCAAGGUAUUUGUCAUUAUCAAAAUAGAAUAUAACCAAUUAUUUCAACAGUCUCCCUCACGGCUCUCACUCUCAAAUAAUUUUUUUUUUUUCACAUUUUAUGUUUUUUUUUUUUUAAGAUUUGAUAAAAAAAAAUAAGGAAUGCUUCUUUAGAAAAAACUAAAAUAUAUAAAUUAUUUUUAAAACGGAUCACCCAUUUACAAUCUUUUCAUUAAAUAAGCCCCGUUCGAUUUAUACGUUAGCCACCCAUUAUCAAAGUCCAUUUAACCCCUGCCCGUUUAUAAGUCGGCCGACCCCGUUAACCCGUUUUACCACACCUACGUGCAGCCAUCUCACCUCGGCGAAGGACGCUCCCUGUUUCGAGUUUUCACUCUCUACACAGAAGAGGACACAAUAGCACCCCAAGAGCUCAAAAUCGACCGCAGCUAGGGUUUGUUCCCGUACCUCUGGUGCUGAAUAAUGGACAAAUUGAAGCUGGCUUCAUUGGGCGAGCGCUUGAAGAAUCAGGGCGCUCAAAUGGGUCGAAUGAUGAGCACGAAGAUGAAGGAUCUGCUGCAAACCCCGACGCCUGAAUCGAAGAUGGUAGACGAGGCGACGUCGGAGGCCUUGCGGGAGCCCAACUGGGGGAUGAACAUGCGGAUUUGCGCCAUGAUUAACGGUGAGGAGUUCAGCGGCGCCGAGGUCCUUCGCGCACUCAAGAAGAAGAUGUCCGGUAAGAACGCGGCCGUGCAGCGCCUCAGCCUGGAGCUGCUGGAGGCCUGUGCCAUGAACUGCGAGAAGGUUUUCUCGGAGGUGGCUUCGGAGAAGGUUUUGGAGGAGAUGGUGAAGAUGAUUGACAAUCCACAGGCUGAUAGCGGGAAUAGGAGAAGGGCUUGGGAGUUGAUCAGGGCUUGGGGUGAGUCCGAGGACCUCGCGUAUUUGCCCGUGUUUCGCCAAACUUAUAUGAUGCUGAAGGAAAGAGGUUCACCUGUACCAGUAGAGGAUGGGAAUUCACCUGUCAUGCAACAUUCCUUGGAGUCCUUUGUUCAUCAACAGCCAAUGUCUUCUCAUAUCCCAAUUCCUGGCAGGGAUUCACAUGGUGAAGAUCAUUUGAAUUUUCCCUAUAAUUAUGCCAUCCCAUCUGUUGAAGAAAAGAAAGAGUUUCUUGUAAUAACUAGGAACAGCCUUGAACUGCUAUCAAGCAUGCUGAACUCCGGAACAGAAGAAGAGAAACUAAUGAAGGAUGAUCUGACAGUGAGCAUGUUAGAGAAGUGCAAACAGUCUCUUCCUGUCAUCCAGAGGAUCAUAGAGAGCAUGGGUGAUGAUGAGGGAUUAUUAUUUGAGGCUCUAAAUCUUCAUGAUGAGCUUCAGCAAGUAAUUUCCAGAUGUGAGGAAUUGCAAACUUCUGCAAAAGUUGAAGAAAAGACAUGUGAAACCUCUAGUAGUCCCUUUGCCAAUUCACCAGUGCAAGUUGGGGCUCCUAGUGAAGCCAGAGUAGCUGAAUUGCCGAAAGGGCGCAGUACUGAAUCCAGCAGUGAUGAUAGAAAUGUUAUUUGAAGGAAGCUGGUCUGGGUUUAAUAACACUUUGUAUCGUUGUAUGUAGGUUCUGUUAAUGUCCGCCGAGCAUACUUCAUCCUGUUAGCCCCUUACUUAUAGAUACCUUUAUGUAGUUAUUGUAAUUAUGUUGAGACUUGAGAGUUUACUUUAAUUAUGUUAUUUUAUUUAAGUUUCUGUGAAAAUACUAGUCACAUUGGCUUGGUUUGAGUCUUCUCAUGCCUCUUGCCUGUGGUCUUUGCUUAUUACUUUGAUUUCAUGGUGUUACAAAGAUUCAUUUCUGCUCCAUUUGAUUGGGAGGAAUGAUUUUUUGAAAAA
Molecule: messenger RNA, 1967 nt
Organism: Malania oleifera
Lineage: Eukaryota; Viridiplantae; Streptophyta; Magnoliopsida; Santalales; Ximeniaceae
Product: TOM1-like protein 2
Exons: 3
Coding region: 576-1652 (358 amino acids)
Biological process (GO): protein transport to vacuole involved in ubiquitin-dependent protein catabolic process via the multivesicular body sorting pathway
Molecular function (GO): ubiquitin binding; phosphatidylinositol binding
Source: RefSeq, a predicted model, not a curated record